GACGUUCUGUACACACUAAGUAUCUCACACUUGCUGUUUGGAACUUGACUUCCCGUCAUCGUCCCGUGCCUUUAAUUGUCUACCAGCACAUUUGGGAAAUAAUGUCUGUCUUUGGCGAGGCCGAUGACGAAUUCCAGUUUCUACGAACGGGUGACGAGGUGGUUCUGCAAAGCGUCUUCACUUCUCAGGAAGAGCAUGUGAAACUUUGCCUUGCUGCCGAGGGCUUUGGCAGCAGGCUGUGCAGGCUGGAGGCCACCUCCAACUGUAAGAAUGUUCCACCAGACCUGUCAGUGUGCCGCUUCUUCCUGGCCCAGUGUGUGUCUGUGCGAGCUCUGCAGGAGAUGCUGGCACACAGCGAAAGCUUGGUGGCAGAGGGAGCUGGGGGGAACCAUCGUACCCUUCUGUAUGGCCAGGCUGUGCUGUUCCGGCAUUCGUACAGCGACACGUAUCUUAGUUGCUUGUCCACAUCUCAAUCCUCCACUGACAAGCUGGCUUUUGAUGUUGGUCUGCAGGAGGAUAAAGCCGGUGAGGCCUGUUGGUGGACUGUGCAUCCAGCUUCCAGACAGAGGUCAGAGGGAGAGAAAGUACGUGUUGGUGAUGACCUCAUCCUGGUCAAUGUGUCCUCAGAGAGAUAUUUGCACUUGUCCUUUGGCACGGCCUGUGGCAACAGAGGCUUGCGUGACAGUCUGAUUGUGGAUGCAUCCUUCCGGCAUUCUCUGUGGAGUGUUGCCCCCGUCUGCUCUGCAAGUAGACUCGCUCAAGGCAAACUUUUCUCUUAUUUGCUCUCUUGCCAUUCUGAAAAUUUAAUGAUUCGCCGCAGAGCAGGAUGA
Molecule: messenger RNA, 830 nt
Organism: Phyllopteryx taeniolatus (common seadragon)
Lineage: Eukaryota; Metazoa; Chordata; Actinopteri; Syngnathiformes; Syngnathidae
Product: ryanodine receptor 2-like
Exons: 8
Coding region: 102-830 (242 amino acids)
Biological process (GO): calcium ion transport
Cellular component (GO): calcium channel complex; sarcoplasmic reticulum membrane; Z disc
Molecular function (GO): ryanodine-sensitive calcium-release channel activity
Source: RefSeq, a predicted model, not a curated record